Messenger RNA from Wasmannia auropunctata (little fire ant), 563 nucleotides. RefSeq names its product 40S ribosomal protein S17 (gene RpS17). Gene Ontology annotation, cellular component: ribosome. The record is from RefSeq and is a predicted model, not a curated record. The transcript is spliced from 3 exons. Gene Ontology annotation, biological process: translation. Gene Ontology annotation, molecular function: structural constituent of ribosome. The coding region runs from base 78 to 470 and encodes 130 amino acids. NCBI's taxonomy places the organism in Eukaryota, Metazoa, Arthropoda, Insecta, Hymenoptera, Formicidae.
GCGCGAGACGUCGUCGUCGAUUCUCCUCUCUUCCUUUCGCGUUUCAAUUCGUUACUCUUUCCGGUGUCUACGCCAACAUGAGUCGUGUGCGAACGAAGACGGUCAAAAAGGCCGCGAAGCUCAUUAUCGAGAAGUACUAUCCACGUCUCACCUUGGAUUUCCAUACGAACAAGAGGAUAUGCGAGGAAAUCGCUAUUAUCCCUAGCAAAUCCUUGCGCAACAAGAUUGCUGGAUUUGUUACUCACCUGAUGAAGAGGUUGAGGCACAGUCAGGUACGGGGUAUCUCCAUCAAGCUGCAGGAGGAAGAGCGGGAACGCCGUGACAACUAUGUUCCUGAGGUCUCCGCUUUGGAGCACGACAUCAUCGAGGUCGAUCCAGAGACCAAGGAGAUGUUGAAGAUGCUAGAGUUCAACAACAUCACCGGACUCCAACUCACACAGCCUGUCCCACAAUUUAGCAGACGAAAUUAAAUAUCUUCUUCACAUUAUUAAGAAAAAAAAACAAUGGUUGGUCUUGCACUUUUCAAAUAAAUUUGCGAACUAACACUCACGACACGCGUGCUA